UGAAGCUUUCCGCACAGGCCCGUCACAAGCUGCCGAGGUCAACCCGGCGCCUCUUAUCCCAACGAGCACCAUAGCAAUAACACAGUGGUCCUGGUCCAAUUUGCGAGGCACACUCUACUUGCGCCACAUUCGUCUCUCUGCGACGCCGCCCCUCAUUACCUACAAAUUCUACGUCCAAGCGCAGUCGUCGCCAAAAGCUUUUUCCACUCCAAGCAUUCGCACAAGAAAGAAUACAGUGUGAGGAAAAUGGCGACUCUCAGCGUGGGCUACAAGCACAAAGUCACAGUCGUCGGCUCCGGCAACAGGGGCACCACCAUGGCCAAAUUGGUGGCCGAGAACGUCAAGGAGAAUCCGUCUCUGUUCGAGCAGACGGUGCAGAUGUGGGUAUAUGAGGAAGAGUACACAAUCCCCAAAGACUCACGCCACUACACCGGCUCGGAUAAGCCUGAGAAGCUGUCAGAGCUCAUCAACAAGGUGCACGAGAACGUCAAGUACCUCCCCAACAUCACGCUUCCCUCCAACGUGAUUGCGAAUCCCAAUCUCCCCGACUCGUGCAAGGACUCGACGAUACUCAUCUUCGUGCUGCCCCACCAGUUCAUCGCUCGUUCAUGCCAGCAACUCGUUGGAAAGAUUCUCCCUUAUGCGCGAGCUAUCUGCUGCACAAAGGGCGUCGAUGUGAGCGAAAAGGGUAUUCGGUUGAUGUCGGAGACAAUUGGCAUGACGCUCAACAUCUACUGCGGCGCUCUGUCCGGCGCGAAUAUUGCGUCUGAGAUUGCACAGGAGAAGUACUCAGAAACCACCAUUGCGUACGACCCGCCGCCAAUGGACUCGCAGAACCCCACACCACGAGGUUCACCACGUGGUUCUCAAGUGGACCUCACUGCGCAUGUCGAUCUCAUCGAUCCCAGCAAGGAGCAACCCAGCAAGCGCUCUGCGCGCCUGACGGCUCUGCCCAACGAGUACCCGCCCCUGUCGCAUGAAAACGUCCGCAAACUCUUCCACCGCCCUUACUUCCACGUGCACAUUGUCAACGACGUUGCUGGCGUCUCGCUGGGAGGUGCUUUGAAGAACAUUAUUGCCCUUGCUGCUGGUUUCGUGGAUGGCCUGGGAUGGGGCGACAACGCCAAGGCCGCCGUCAUGCGUGUGGGCAUCCUGGAGAUGGUCAAGUUUGGCAAGGCCUUCUUUGGAGAGAGCGCUCGCACCAGCACCUUUACCGAAGAGAGCUGCGGUGUUGCUGACGUUGUGACCUCAUGCAUGGGCGGACGCAACUUCCGGUGCGCAAAGAUGGCUGUGGAGCGCGGCAAGCCCAUCAACGAGAUUGAGCAGACGGAGCUCAAUGGCCAGAAGCUGCAGGGUACGAGCACUGCCUACGAGGUCAAUGAGUUUCUCAAGGCCGAGGGCAUGGAAGACGAGUUUCCACUCUUCACGGCAGUCUACAACAUUUUGGAGGGCAAGAACAAGCCCGAAGACAUUCCGCAGCUCAUUGAGAAGAAGCCCUGAUCAGACACGUGACCGCGGAGGCAUGAGGUUCAUUGCUACGAAUACCCCAUAAGUAGAGUACAUUUUCAUUGCAUGCUUAUCAAGGCUCCAAUCCAAGUCUUUGCGUUAUCAUGCGCUAAUACGCUUACGGACCACUGAAGUCAACAAGUCUGUUUGCAGCAAAGCAUAUUGCUAAGCAUGCAUAUAGGCGACAUGUUGAUG
Molecule: messenger RNA, 1701 nt
Organism: Exserohilum turcica Et28A
Lineage: Eukaryota; Fungi; Ascomycota; Dothideomycetes; Pleosporales; Pleosporaceae
Exons: 3
Coding region: 247-1500 (417 amino acids)
Biological process (GO): carbohydrate metabolic process; glycerol-3-phosphate catabolic process
Cellular component (GO): glycerol-3-phosphate dehydrogenase (FAD) complex; cytosol; nucleus
Molecular function (GO): glycerol-3-phosphate dehydrogenase [NAD(P)+] activity; NAD binding
Source: RefSeq, a predicted model, not a curated record